ACUCUUCACAAUACAAAUCCCUGUGCACAGCAAGUCAGCAUGUUUGCACGCUCUGAGCUUUGCAGGCUGGAGACUGUAGUCCCGUUCAGUCAAGAGCCACCGGCCCGGGUGAUUACAACAAGAGGACAAGAACCACGUAGCCCAGCAUGACUCUCCACACCUGCCUAUGUAUCCAGUGGUCACUGGGCGAACUGAAACGCUGACCAAUCGGAUGGGUUGGUGAUCUCUUCACCCUAACAUUUAAAUGCCUCAAAAACUCUUUAUCAGCAUUUAUCUUGUGAUUUAGUUAAGUGGAAUAGUUUUGGAUUGACUGCAACUGCUGGUGUUGGAUCAAGAAUCAUCUUUGUGGGAUUUCUAAUUUUUCAGCACACAGGUAAUGAAUUUUUACACAUGAUCCAUAUAUAAUACUAUUUAACAUGAUCUUGUCUAUACUUUUUUCUUAAGAUGUGUAUCAGUGAUCAAUACGGUCUCAUGAGGUUCUGUUUGACUUUUCUAAAGAGCUGCUGCUGGCCAUGAAUCCGGGCAUUCGGGUCUGUGUGCCCACUGUGGCCCUGCUGGGCAUGUUUUGCAGGGGUUGCCUGAGCAGGGUGCAGAGUUUGCCCCGUCGCAGCUUCAGCACUUUGCACAAGCGAAUGAGCAGGUGGAACAGUGUGGAGACCAGCGGCCCGCUACCUUCUCAGGAACACCCUCGUGUCCUCAUCACAGGUGGCCUUGGGCAGUUAGGUGUGGGGCUUGCACAAUCACUGAGAAAAUUGUAUGGACGAGAGAACGUCAUCCUGUCAGACAUCAAGAAGCCUCCGCCUCAUGUUUUCACCAGUGGUCCAUUCGUAUACGCUGAUGUGUUGGACUACAAGCACCUUAGAGAAAUUAUUGUAAAUAAUCGAAUCACUUGGCUCGUCCACUACAGCGCUUUGCUCAGUGCUGUUGGCGAGGCUAAUUUGGCUUUGGCACGCAAGAUCAACAUCACAGGCCUUCAUAACGUGCUGGACUUGGCACUGGAGAACUGCCUGCGCCUCUUUGUCCCCAGCACCAUCGGAGCGUUUGGCCCCACUUCUCCACGGGACCCGGCCCCAGACCUCUGUAUCCAAAGACCUCGAACCAUUUACGGCGUGUCCAAAGUGCAUGGGGAGCUGAUGGGAGAGUAUCUCCAUCAUAAAUAUGGCCUGGACUUCCGCUGCCUACGUUACCCAGGUGUGAUAUCAGUCAACAGUUCUCCUGGAGGAGGAACCACAGACUACGCUGUUCAAAUCUUCCACGAUGCUCUCAGCACGGGUCACCACGAGUGCUACUUGCGACCUGACACUCGUCUACCCAUGAUGCACGUCUCUGACUGCCACCGUGCCACAGUGGAGUUCAUGCAGGCGCAGGAGUGCCAAAUGUCCCUGCGUACCUACAACAUAGCUGCCAUGAGUUUCACUCCGGAAGAAUUGGCCCAAGAAAUACGCAAGCAUCUCCCCCAUCUCAAGGUCACCUACAACCCCGAUUCUGUCCGCCAGAACAUCGCGGACAGCUGGCCGGUCAGGUUUGAUGACACCAACGCUCGCAGAGACUGGGGCUGGGCACCAGCCUUCGGGCUGGAAGAGCUGGUGUCCGACAUGUUGCACUUCAUUCGAGCCAAGAGGACCAAUAAGGGUUUGCCAGUCAGCUAGCAAACCCUGCUCCACAGAGACUGACCAAUGCCCUACCCCUACACGAACAAUACACUAUCUCUCACUUCACUUUUCCGAAAGUGUUUCUCUGGAACAUUACAGCAAUGAGCCAGUGUCUGUUAGGUGUAAUUCAUAGUUAGAAGCCCUCAGAAUACAGUGGAUAGUGAGAUUCCACACGCAUGCACACAAUGACACACAUCUCAGUCUUUUUCAGGGAAUAAUAUGCUGUCAAACCUUCUCUCCAUCUUUGUUGUUUUCUAAUCGUGAUGGUGGUACCAGCAUCUCUCAGAUGCAAAAGAAAAUCAUUUGUUUCGUAAGCUUCAGAGAUUUCCAAAUAUCAUACAAUCACUUGCAUGGACUCACCAGUCUGUUAAAUGUCUGUUACAAUGUCUAAUACAAUAUGGACCAGUCGCAGAUUGAAAGUAUCAAAGCUGUUGUAUACUUUGAUUCCACAAUUAUCUGGAAUGGCUGGCUCAGUUAGCUCUGGACUGAAAUGACACAUCAUGUAUUCUGGCUGUUUCGUAAUAUCAAGUGAAAAUCACACACUGGACACAAACCCACUACCCUUGCUUUGGCAUCGAGCAGGAAGCCUUUAGUUUACUGUCUUCUGGCCAGCAGUGUGAUUUUGAUUAUGAAUAUGCAACAAUAACAAGCCUUAUUGACUGUAGAUUACUUUUGGAAAACGGUCUAAAAUGCAGUGUUGUUUGAAUCAGACUUUGAAUAAUAAAAAAUGUAAUUUACCUAAAUAGCAGUGAUCAUUAUAUAUGGCUCAAGGUCAUGUAUUCAAGAGAAUGUAAAAUAUACAAAAAUAUAUAUUAAGAUGGUUACUGGGUACAAUGACUAUAACAUGAGGAUUUACAUUUUAAGGUAUCGGAUACUUGACUAGUACUUGAUUACAUUACAAAUAAUUUUUAGUUGUGUAAGUGAAAAAGUUUAGUUUAAAAAUAAAUUGAAAAAAAAAAAAAAAAAAUAUUGACAGUACAGUGGCCAAUCAGGUUUCAGCUGGGGCCAGUCCCCCCCUGCCCCCUACAUUUCCAACAAUAACCUUUUUUUUUUUAACAGCACUACAUUCAAAACACAACUAUAACUUGGGUUACAUGGUAGCACUGGUGACCCGAGCACCAAUAGUAAUUAAAACAAUUCAGUUAAAGAAAUCAGUAAGGGGUUAACUUCAAUAUUUUUACUGUGAUGAAGAAACUAGCAGUUUUUUGUAGGAUAUCUUUUUCUGCCAUGUUGAAUGUUGUUGUGCCAUUUGAUGUUUUGAUUUAGUGCACACAUACCUCAUUUGAAUGUGUUCCUGAGAAGU
Molecule: messenger RNA, 2955 nt
Organism: Platichthys flesus (European flounder)
Lineage: Eukaryota; Metazoa; Chordata; Actinopteri; Pleuronectiformes; Pleuronectidae
Gene: tdh2
Product: L-threonine dehydrogenase 2
Exons: 8
Coding region: 513-1649 (378 amino acids)
Biological process (GO): L-threonine catabolic process
Molecular function (GO): L-threonine 3-dehydrogenase activity
Source: RefSeq, a predicted model, not a curated record